ACCCAAAUAAACUCGCACAAACUCGCUCAGCCGCCGCCGUCCCUCACUGCGUGCGGGACCGCCGGGCCGGCAGGGGGCGCUGCGCCGCGCGCUGCCCUCGCCGCUCCGCCCCCUCCUUUCCGCCUUCUCGGACGCCGCCAUCGCCGGGACGCCGCGCCGCUCCGCGCCAUGUCGUCGCAUAAGACGUUCAAGAUCAAACGCUUCCUCGCCAAGAAGCAGAAGCAGAACCGGCCUAUCCCGCAGUGGAUUCGCAUGAAAACCGGCAAUAAGAUCAGGUACAACUCCAAAAGGAGACACUGGAGGAGGACUAAACUGGGCUUGUAAGAGAAGGUGUACCGGGAGCUCUAAUGAACACUGGUCUUUCUGUGUCAGAUCGAUAACACCCUCAAGUCACUCCUUCUGUGGUGCUGGACUGCAGUCCCCAGUGUGGGGUUUUUAUAAGCUGGUCUGGGAGAUGUUGAUGUUAACUGGGAAAAUCUUUGUAUCUGAAACAUGCAGACUGUGUUCUAUUAGUGUUCUUUCAGGCAUCACCAUGAGCAUUGACAGUGCACAGGCUUACUAAUAAAUAUGGACCUGAA
This is a messenger RNA of Corvus hawaiiensis (hawaiian crow), 578 nucleotides long. It is a transcript of the gene RPL39, whose product is annotated as ribosomal protein L39. The annotation marks the transcript as partial. NCBI's taxonomy places the organism in Eukaryota, Metazoa, Chordata, Aves, Passeriformes, Corvidae. Gene Ontology annotation, molecular function: structural constituent of ribosome. Gene Ontology annotation, cellular component: ribosome; cytosolic large ribosomal subunit. Gene Ontology annotation, biological process: translation. The record is from RefSeq and is a predicted model, not a curated record. The transcript is spliced from 3 exons.